AUGCCUGAGGUAGUAGAAUCAACCAUGAGUGAAGAUGGUCGUAGCUCUGAUGUUUCAUCAGGCUCAGUGAGCAGAUUGAAGAAAUUGACUUCGGGUAAGUCUUGGGUAUCACCAUUCCGGGACUCCAGCAAUAAAUCCAAGAAUCUUCGCAAGCAAUUGAAGGAGGAAAACUCAAUUGAACAAAUCCAUGUGCCUUCCAAGUUCGCCCUGCACCCUACGUUAGAGCAACAGAAGCGUAAGGAGCAAGAAAAGAAGAAAGCAGAGAAGCUUGCUUCCACCACGGCUUCCACCAAGUCGCUCAAAGACGAGCCAAUUGACACUCCCAAAGCUGACUCCGACGUGGAGCCGGUUGAAGAUGGCGAGGAAGAGACGAAAUCUGACGCCGAAGCCGAUACAAAGGCGGUUACUCUCAAGGAAGACCCUACCGAUGCUGAGGAGACGGCUGCGGCUGAGGCUGUAGACGACGAUAAGGAGAAGGAGGACGACGAGGACAAAAUUGAAGAGGAAAGUAAGGCUCCAGUAGACGAAGCUGAUGGAGAGGAUGCUGCUGCCACUUCAGGUGAAAUUGAAGCCAAGGAGGCUGCUGCUGCUCCUAUUGACCUUGUUGUUCAACCAGAAUCCAAGUACGAGCCAGUCCAGCUUCCCAGCCAGAAACAUCUCGAAAAGCUCCAGGACAAACCGGUGCUCCUCAAUCGUUACCAAUUGCUCAAUGCUGAUGCAAUCGGGUCUGUUUCAAAGACGUUGGAUGACCCCAACAAGGUGGUAGAUCUUGGAAGCGGCUUGAAGAUGACCCAACAGCAAUUGCUUGACAUUGCCGCCAAGCGUGUUGCCCCUGUGUUGACCAACAUCAACAACGAGGUCAGCAAGACGUUGAAGGAAGAUGAGAUUAAGCACCAGCAAGAGUUGGAUAACAAGACUUCCACCCACAAUAAGAAGUUGCAAGGUGAAUUCGAUAAGUUUUUCAAGAAAUUGUCAAAGCAGAAGGAAAAGUACACUGCGGAGGUUGAAAACAAGCUCGAAGAUUUGUCUCGUAUGAUGAAGAAUGCUGAAAUUGCCGCCUUCAACUUCAAGACGCAAAACACUAAAGAUAUUGAGACUGCCAAUGACGAGUACAAAGAUCGCGAGGAAAAGGCUGUUACCAAGCAUGAGACCGACAAGGAAACUUUGUUGAAGAACCAUGAUGAGUUGGAGGCCACCAAGAAGCAGGAAUUAGAAGAUGCCAAGACUAAGCAAGAGGAAGCCACUAAAGAAAUUGAGGAAUUGCAAGAGAAAAAGACAGUCUUGGACAACAAGAACCUGGAACUUUCCGAUGAGAUUGAAAAGUUGACCUCCGAGCUUAACGAAAAAGAAGCAGAGCUUGCCGACUUGAAGUCCAAACAUGAAGAGAAGACUGCCAUUGUUGAGAAGAAUAGAUCCACAAAAGAAGAAUUAGAUCAAAAGAUUGCAGCUUCCAAGACUUCUUUGGAGUCCAAAAAAGCCAAACAUGCUGCUUUAGUUGCCACAGUUGCCGGUUUGGGGGCGACAUUGCUGGCAUACUCGUCCAAGCUUACUGACUUGGGUCAGGAAAAAGAGCUUCGUGCUCAACGUUUGAAGGAGGCUAAACAGCACUAUGCAAACUGGGAACAAGAGAAGGUUACUCUCGCCACCGAGGUUGCUCGUCGUAAAGAGAAGGAAAGAUUAGAAGCCGAGGCAGAAGCCCAAGCUGAAAAGGAACGUCAGAAGAAGGCGCAGGAAGCGAAGGAGCAACAAGAGGCAGAAGAGAAGGCUAGAAAGGAGAAGGAAGAAGCCGAAGAACGGGAGAGAAAAGAGAAAGAAGAGGAAGAAGAGAGAGAGAGAAAGGCUAAGGAAGCAGAUCCCGAGUAUCAAAGGCAACUUCGUAUUCAAGAGCGUGAGAAGGAGCAAGAAAGACUCUAUGCUGAGCGCGAUGAAAACGCCAGGUUGCACUCCGAAAGAAAACUGAAAGAGGAGAGCGAGGCUGCAAGGCUUCAAACUGAAAUUGAGGAACUUCGGAAUCAAAAGGAUGAAAAGGCUCAAUUAGCUAGACAAGAAGCUGAACGUGUUGCACAGCUCAAGCUUGCUGAGAUUGAAAAGUUGAAGAACGAGCAUGACGAGCGUUUGAAGCUUAUUCAGGAAAGAAUCGAUGUUGAAGAGUUACAAAAGAGUCGACUCUUGGAAGAAGUUGAUAAUUUGAGAAAGAUUCGUGAGCUUCGUGAGGAGAAGGCUCGUUUGGCUACUGAAUUGGAGCGCGAUGUUGAGAUUAGUGAUAUUCAAAAACUCAUCGAAGAGAGAGAGCUUGAGGUCACUAGAUUGACCAAGCAAAUUGAGUAUGAUGAUGCCGAGGCACGCAAUUUUGCUGCUGCUGGCAAGCCUCAACUUCACUCAUCCAAGGAUGUCAGCGCUUCAGUUCCUGACAAGGUUCCUAAAGACGAAGCUGACUUGAAGGUGGGUGGUGUUGGUUCAAGCACUGGUGCUCCUGCCGUAUUGCCUCCAUUAAAGGAGAAAAAAGAAGUGAAAGAGCCAAAAAAUGAUACCACAAAGGAUAGUAAGCACCACAAGGGAGUUCUUGAUGCUACUGCCGCUGGCGUCGGUGCUGGUGUUGGCGUCAUUGGUGCAGGUGUUGCUGCUGUUGGCACUACUGCUUCUGGUGUUAACAAGAGCGCUUCAGGUGCUGGUACCCUUUCUGGUUCUAAAAGCGGUCCUUCUGUUGGACGCAGUGGCAGUGGAAGCGAUUCCGGACGCAGAAACAGUCUUCGUAAUUCUUUCAAAAAGAUCUUCAAGUCGGAAAAGUCUGAAAAGUCCGAAAAGAAACCAGUUAAGGAAACCAGUGCUGCACCUAUCAAGCAGCACAGUGAAAGUAAGGCAGUGAACAUUGCCCAUCAGCCUGCUGCUGCUGCCGAGAAUAACUCUUCAUCGGAGGAGACCUAUUCUGUCUACGAAGAAGUAUCGGAUGCCGAGUACGAGAAACACAAGGAUGACCCUAAUUAUUUUGAAAUAAGUGAGGACGAGUUCGAGAAGCACCGGGCAUCUGCUUUAAAGCACUAG
Molecule: messenger RNA, 3042 nt
Organism: Meyerozyma guilliermondii ATCC 6260
Lineage: Eukaryota; Fungi; Ascomycota; Pichiomycetes; Serinales; Debaryomycetaceae
Gene: SLK19
Product: Slk19p
Exons: 1
Coding region: 1-3042 (1013 amino acids)
Source: RefSeq, a predicted model, not a curated record